Messenger RNA from Odobenus rosmarus divergens (Pacific walrus), 2022 nucleotides. Its product is annotated as zinc finger protein 605. Gene Ontology annotation, molecular function: DNA-binding transcription factor activity, RNA polymerase II-specific; RNA polymerase II cis-regulatory region sequence-specific DNA binding. Gene Ontology annotation, biological process: regulation of DNA-templated transcription. Lineage: Eukaryota; Metazoa; Chordata; Mammalia; Carnivora; Odobenidae. The record is from RefSeq and is a predicted model, not a curated record. Bases 1 to 2022 code for a protein of 673 amino acids. The transcript has 3 exons.
AUGACGCUUUUCCAGAUCUCCUUUGAGGAUGUGGCUGUGGGCUUCACGUCGGAGGAGUGGCAGCUACUUAACCCUUCUCAGAAGAGCUUGUACAGAGAGGUGAUGUUGGAGAACUACAGCAAUCUAGUUUUCUUGGGUUAUCAAAUUAUCAAACCUGAUGCAAUUUUCAAGCUGGAGCAUGAAGAGCCGUGGAUAAUAGAUGAAGAAGUUCUAAGUCAGAACUUUUCAGAAGUCUGGCUAGAUAACAGUCUCAAAAUGUGGCACCAGGAUAAUCAAGACAAGCUUAGAAGUAUGGAGAGAGGCCAUGAAUAUGAUGUUUUUAGGAAAAUAUUUCAUUCAAGCAUUAACUUUGUUCAUUUAGGAAUGAGAACCCAUAAAUGUGGCACAGGUGAAAAAAGUCUGAAACAUCCUUUUGAGUUUCUUAUUCCAAAAAAUAACCGUAGAAGAAAAAAACUUGAUGAGCUCAAUAAGAAAUAUUUAUUGUAUGUCAAAGCUGAUAGAACCCAUGGUGAAAGGCCAUACUGUGAUUGCAGUAAAUGUAGGAAGGCUAGCAGGACAGGGUCGUGGCCCAUUGCAAACCGUAGAACGCACACAGGAGUCCAUUUAUGCUUGGAGUGCGGCAGCAUUUUCAGUAAGAAGUCACAGUUCAUCAUACACCAGCGGACGCACACAGGAGAGAAGCCUUACGGCUGCGGCGAAUGUGGGAAAGCCUUCUCCCAGAAGUCACUGCUCACUAUUCAUCAGAGGACUCAUUCAGGAGAAAAACCAUAUGGAUGUGGUGAAUGUCAGAAAGCUUUCAGUAGGAAGUCCCUGCUCAUUUUACACCAGAGGACGCACACAGGAGAGAAGCCCUAUGGAUGCAGUGAGUGUGGGAAAGCCUUCAGCAGGAAGUCGCAGCUCAAGAGACAUCAGAGAACCCACACAGUCGAGAAGCCCUAUGGCUGCAGUGACUGUGGGAAAGCCUUCUCCCAGAAGUUAAAGCUCAUUACCCAUCAGAGAACCCACACAGGAGAGAAGCCCUAUAAGUGUAGUGAUUGUGGGAAAGCCUUCUUCUGGAAGUCACAGCUGAUUACUCAUCAGAGGACUCACACGGGGAAAAAACCAUACGCAUGUAACGAGUGCACAAAAGCCUUCAGCAGGAACUCGCUGCUCAUCAGACAUCAGAGGAUCCACACGGGGGAAAAGCCCUAUGAGUGCAGCGAGUGUGGGGAAGCCUUCAUCAGAAAGCCACAGCUUAUCAAGCAUCAACUAACUCACACGGGAGAGAAGAACUACCAGUGCGCUGAUUGUGAAGAAGCAUUCUUUAAGAAGUCAGAGCUAAUCAGGCAUCAGAAGACUCACUUAGGGGAGAAACCCUACGGAUGCGUUGAAUGUGGAAAAACCUUCUUUGGGAAGUCACAGCUCCUAACACAUCAGAGAACUCACACUGGAGAGAAACCGUAUGAAUGCAGUGAGUGUGGAAAGGCCUUCACCCAGAAGUCAAGCCUGAUUUCACACCAGAGGACACACACAGGGGAGAAGCCCUAUGAGUGCACAGAGUGUGGGAAGACCUUCAGUGAGAAGUCAAGCCUCAUUCAUCACCAGAGAACCCAUACUGGAGAGAAACCCUUCGAAUGUAGUGAGUGUAGGAAAGCUUUUGCCUGGAAGCCACAGCUUCUUAGGCAUCAAAGAAUUCAUACAGGGGAGAAACCCUAUGAAUGCAGUGAGUGUGGGAAGGCCUUUGUUCAGAAAGUGCAGCUCAUUAAGCAUCAGAGAAAUCACACAGGAGAGAAAACCUAUGGAUGCAGUGAUUGUGCAAAAGCCUUCUUUGAGAAGGCACAGCUUGUUAUCCAUCAGAGAAUUCACACAGGAGAGAGACCCUAUAAAUGUGGUGAAUGUGGGAAGUCUUUCACUAGAAAGUCUCACCUUAUGAGGCAUCAGAGAAUUCAUACAGGAGAUAAAUACUAUGGGUGCAGUGAGUGUGGGACUGCUUUCAGCAGGAAGUCGCAGCUCAUGAUUCAUCAGAGGACUCACGUCCUCUAG